Arachis duranensis is the source of this 723-nucleotide messenger RNA. RefSeq lists its product as uncharacterized. The transcript has a single exon. Bases 1 to 723 code for a protein of 240 amino acids. The record is from RefSeq and is a predicted model, not a curated record. NCBI's taxonomy places the organism in Eukaryota, Viridiplantae, Streptophyta, Magnoliopsida, Fabales, Fabaceae.
AUGAUUGAUAAGGGACUUUGUGACUUGGGAGCAAGCAUCAACAUAAUGCCCUUCUCCCUCAUGAAGAAGCUCCAAAUCAAUGAACUAACUCCUACUGAUCUAAUUAUUAGAUUGGCUGACAAAACUCAAAAACAGGCAAUAAGAGUAGUUGAAAAUAUGCUGGUAAAGGUUGGGAGCUAUUAUCUUCCAACAGAUUUUGUUAUCCUGGAGAUGGAAGAAAGUCAUCUCCAUCCAAUCAUCUUAGGGAGGCCAUUCUUAGCCACUGCUAGGGCACUUAUAGAUGUGGAACUGGGAGAGCUAAUCUUAAGGAUACAUGAUGAACAACUCACCUUCAAUGUCUUCAAUUUAGGGCAAGAAGCAAGUCAAGAAAACAAAGAAUCAAGGGAAGGGCAUAAUGAAACACUGAUGCAAGAAACAAACAGUGAAGCACAAACAACACAAUUGGAAACCCCAUUGGUUGGGAAGCCAUAUAUUCAGGAAGAACCUCAUUCAAGGGUAACUCAAGGAGAGCUAAGCACACUAGAGUCAUCUAAAGCUAGCAACAAGGAGUUCUUAGAAAAAGAGUCCAUAGACAGCAAGACAGCAUUAAUGGAAACAAGGAGGAAAGUACCCAGAAGGUGGAGAAACAAGAAGAUCCCUACAGAGGAUUUCUCCCCAGGAGAUAAAGUGAUCUCUGCUCACUAUCCAACCAUCCCACCUCAUCUUUCUACCACCCCGUCUUAG